CAGCGCGGGCCGAGCAGGCAGGCCAGCCAGUCCGCCUGCCACUCAACCUCUCUCCUCUUCUGUGCCUUUGCAGAAAUGCCGCCCACGGAUUCUCCCUGAUCCAGGUGGAGAGCCUGAAGGUCACCAUGAAGGAUAUUUUGCAAAAGGCGCUGAAGCGAAGGAAAGGGUCGCAGCGUGGUGCAGGACCUCGAUACCGCCUGGAGAAACAGAGCGAGCCCAACGUUCCCAUUGACUUAGACUGUACGCUGGAGAGUCAGAGCACGCUGGAAUUUUGCCUGGUCCGCGAGAACAGCUCGAGAGGGGAGGAGACCUCGGAAGAAGACCCCCAGAUCGACAUUGCGACCGUCCAAGACAUGCUAAGCAGCCAUCACUACAAGUCUUUCAAAGUCAGCAUGAUCCACAGGCUCCGGUUCACCACGGACGUUCAGUUAGGUAUUUCCGGCGACAAGGUGGAGGUCGAUCCUGUGACCAACCAGAAAGCCAGCACAAAGUUCUGGAUUAAGCAGAAGCCGAUCUCCAUCGACUCGGAGCUCCUUUGCACUUGCGAUCUGGCUGAGGAGAAGAGCCCAAGUCAUGCAAUAUUUAAGCUCACCUAUCUCAGCAACCACGAUUACAAGCAUCUCUACUUUGAAUCCGACGCUGCCACUGUCAACGAGAUCGUGCUGAAGAUGAACUACAUCCUUGAAUCCCGUGCCAGCACAGCCCGGGCGGAUUACCUGGCCCAGAAGCAAAAGAAACUGAGUCGCAGAACCAGCUUCAGCUUCCAAAAGGAGAAGAGAACCGGGCAGCAAUAAAGGCCGGGCUGGC
This is a messenger RNA of Protobothrops mucrosquamatus (brown spotted pit viper), 807 nucleotides long. Its product is annotated as target of rapamycin complex 2 subunit MAPKAP1-like. Gene Ontology annotation, molecular function: phosphatidylinositol-4,5-bisphosphate binding. The annotation marks the transcript as partial. Gene Ontology annotation, cellular component: cytoplasm; plasma membrane; TORC2 complex. The transcript is spliced from 6 exons. The record is from RefSeq and is a predicted model, not a curated record. Gene Ontology annotation, biological process: TORC2 signaling. Lineage: Eukaryota; Metazoa; Chordata; Lepidosauria; Squamata; Viperidae.